AACAGGUCUAAAGUCUGAAGUAUAAUACGGACAUGCUUUGACGUCACUUUAUCGAAUAUUGUGGCCAACGGUUGAUAUCUGUCUAAUUAUCGAAAUUGAACGAAAUAUUAUUUAGACUUAACUGUGUUCAGCUUUUUAGUAGACAUAAACGAAUUAUUCGAGAUGUCUGCAUUGCCAAAACCUCAGCUCCGUGGUCUUCAUGCGGCGCAGAUUAAAAAAAACCUUAUAGGAAUGGCGAUAGUCAGUAUCAGUGGGACUUUGUUAUACAAAAUACUUGUCUGUGAUAAAAGGAAACGGACAUAUGCUGACUUUUACAAAACCUAUGAUGCAGAGAAAAAAUUACAAAUAAUGAAUGAAGCCGGUCUUAUGCAGUCUUACAUGCACAAAUAGAAGAUUCAUAGAUUAUUGUAGGCAAGAACUUAAAAAGAUGUAAGAAAAAGAAAAAUAGUCUUUUUCAAAAUUAUAUAUUAUAUCUCUGUACAUGUUAUAAUAAAUAAACUUACGUAUUUAGACUUA
Molecule: messenger RNA, 516 nt
Organism: Cataglyphis hispanica
Lineage: Eukaryota; Metazoa; Arthropoda; Insecta; Hymenoptera; Formicidae
Gene: Cox6c
Product: cytochrome c oxidase subunit 6C
Exons: 3
Coding region: 163-390 (75 amino acids)
Source: RefSeq, a predicted model, not a curated record